Molecule: messenger RNA, 2074 nt
Organism: Quercus lobata
Lineage: Eukaryota; Viridiplantae; Streptophyta; Magnoliopsida; Fagales; Fagaceae
Product: cysteine-rich receptor-like protein kinase 10
Exons: 7
Coding region: 1-2022 (673 amino acids)
Biological process (GO): protein phosphorylation
Cellular component (GO): plasma membrane
Molecular function (GO): protein serine/threonine kinase activity; ATP binding
Source: RefSeq, a predicted model, not a curated record
AUGUUUUACCUCCUUCACAACACCACAGCCUUUCUGUUAAUAUUAUGUGUAGUCUUUGCACUUUCCAGCUCCAUUAAUUCCCAGCCUGCAGCCUACGCUACCCACAGUUGUUUAGAUCAAUCAAAUGAAACCGCCAACGCCGAUUACAAAUCCAACCUCACAGUCUUGUUGGAAUCUCUAUCAUCAAAGGCUUCCCAAAACUACAGCUUCUACAACGAAAGCUCUAAUAUUGGCAUCCACGGCCUCUACCUCUGCCGAGGUGAUGUUUCUAAUGAAACCUGCCAAAUCUGUCUGAGCUAUGCGACCCAAGAUAUCACAACUCGGUGUGCAUCUAAUAAAUCUGCAAUUAUAUGGUACGAUAAAUGCAUGUUAAGGUAUUCCAAUGUUAGUUUCUUUGGAGUGGCAUCGUGGUCACCAGCGAUUAUUGGCCAGAAUACUGCUAACCAACCUGAUUUUUACUCGCUUACUCUGUUGGAUUCUCUAAUAAAGCGUGUCAAUGUAGAUGAGAAGUUGUAUGACACUGAUAAUCUGACAGUGAUAUUGAGCGGACAGUCCGUGAUAAGUUAUGGGUUGGUGCAGUGUACUAGAGAUAUCGAUGGUGGUUUAUGUGUCCAGUGCUUAAAUGGCUUGAUGGAUUUAGCCAAAAAUUGUUGCCAAGCCAAAAUAGGGUGGCGAAUUUUAGCCCCAAGUUGCAAUCUGAGGUACGAGAACCAAAGUUUCACGGAUCAACCACCAGCAACGCCGUUACAACCACCACCACCGCCCCAAUCCGUGCCUCCAGCACCACAGCCGCCGCCUGGGAACGGAGAUGGAGGAAAGAAAACAACAAAGGCAGUAAUCAUUACCAUAUCAUCAAUUGUUGUAGUUGCAGCUCUUUUGGGUUUCUGGUAUUUUUCAUCCUCUCGCAAGAGGAAACACGAAGAAGAGAGCGACACAAGUCAAGUAAUUCCGUUACAAAGGACACGUUCAAUACACCUAACGAAAAGCAAUAUGCACGCAAGGGAUGACGAUAGUGGAGAAAUGCAAAACUUUGAUUUGAGUACCAUAUUGACUGCUACAAACAAUUUCUCUGAUUUGAAUAAGCUUGGAGAAGGUGGUUUCGGCCCAGUUUACAAGGGCAAGUUGAUUGAUGGAAAGGAAAUAGCAGUUAAAAGGCUCUCAAUGAAAUCUAAACAAGGCCUUGAAGAGUUUAAGAACGAAGUGAUUUUAAUUGCAAAACUUCAGCAUAAAAGUCUAGUGAGGCUCUUGGGAUGCUGCUCGGAAGGACAUGAACAAAUUUUAGUUUAUGAAUACAUGGUCAACACUAGUCUUGACGCCUUCUUGUUUGAUCCAAAAAAAUGUAAGGAACUAGACUGGGCUAAACGCAUAAACAUUGUCAAUGGGAUUGCUAAGGGCCUUCAAUAUCUACAUGAGGACUCUCGACUGAAAAUCAUCCAUAGGGAUAUGAAAGCAAGUAAUGUGUUGUUAGAUGGUGAAAUGAAUCCAAAGAUAUCAGAUUUUGGUACCGCUAGGAUUUUCGGGAGCAAUCAAAUUGAAGCCAACACUAUCAGAAUCGUGGGUACAUACGGAUACAUGGCACCAGAGUAUGCAAUGGAGGGACUAUUUUCAAUAAAGUCUGAUGUUUAUAGCUUUGGAAUUCUAAUGCUAGAAAUUGUUAGUGGAAAAAAGAAUAGUGGCUUUUAUCAUCUAGAGCGUGCACAAAGUCUUCCAUCAUAUGUAUGGCGACUAUGGAAUGAAGGCAAAGGACUGGAGUUGAUAGAUAAGACUAUAGUUGAUAGUUGUCCCACAAGUGAGGCUUUGAGAUUGAUCCAUAUCGCAUUGUUAUGUGUUCAAGAAGAUCCAAAUGAUAGACCUACCAUGUCAAGGGUCAUUUUGAUGCUUGCAAGUAAAUCGAUAAAUCUUCCUCAGCCCUCGGCACCUCCAUUUUCUGUAGAUAGGUUAAUCAUGUCUGAUAAAUCUUCAAUUGGCACUGGAAUGGAAUCUGUCAUAUCUGAUCAAUCUUCAACAAGUGCUUCUAGUUAGUGAAUAGAUUAACUGGAGCAUGCUAUUCAUGAUGUAGUGAGGUUUUGGAACA